CCCGUGAUCGAAUCGCGACGACGGAAUUUGAUUGCGAUCCACUUGCAUCCUUCGUUCGCUUUCCUGCUGGCCGCCCACGGUCGUGCCAUCUCACAGCAGCGAGCCAUGCUAAACCUAUUAGUACCAAGGCCCGUCCCAAUGCACGCUCUACCAGCAGUAGGCGCUAAAAAGCUUGCCCCCUGAGCUCGACCAAGGCGCGGACGCACUGCCGUUUAAUUGCCGCCGGUAAUCCGAUCCCAAGUGCCCCAACAUGAAGUUCGGCCAAGCCUUGCUGCUCGCCGCCACCGCGACCCUCUCCCUUGCCAAUCGGCCGCCCACCGUUGAUCUGGGCUAUGCUACCUAUCAGGGCUCCUACAGUACCACCUAUGGUCUGAAUAUUUGGAAGAGCAUCCGAUAUGCUGCUCCCCCGGUGGGUAACCGCCGCUGGCAGGCUCCUGCACCGCCGUUGCAGAACAACAGCCAGGUCACAUUGGCCGUUGAUCAGCCCCCUGUCUGUCCUCAGUCCGGGGCGGCGGGAACCCCAUAUGUCUAUGGCUUCAACUCGGGCCCGGGCGAUGAAGACUGUCUAUACCUGAACGUCUACGCUCCCCCGAAUGCGACGGACUUGCCCGUUCUGCUGUGGAUCCACGGCGGCGGAUAUGGGCUCUUUGGGGCAGAGUAUGACCCCAGCACAAUGAUGAACACCAACAACAACGGCUUCCUCACUGUGGAGAUUCAGUACCGCCUGGGAGCAUUCGGAUUCCUCUCCUCGUCCGAAGUCAAAGAGCACGGUGUGACGAACGCCGGUCUCCUCGACCAACGCUUUGCCUUGCACUGGGUCCAGGAGCACAUCGCCAAGUUCGGUGGUGACCCCAAGCGUGUCACCAUCGGCGGCGAGUCCUCCGGAGCUGGCUCGGUCAUGUUGCAUGCUCUGGCUUAUGGAGGCAAGGAGUUCAACCUCUUCAACAACAUCAUCGCGGCAAGCGCCUAUUCGCCACCAAGCUACAACUACAAUGACAGCGUGCCCGAGAACUACUAUAAGAAGUUUGCUGAAUUGGCGGGCUGCGGACCAAACUCUACCGCGCUGAACAGAUACCCCACCACCUUUGACUGCCUGGUGGCGGCUCCCAGCGCGCGGUUGCAGAACGCCAGUGGAACCGUCUCUUCCUCCGGUCUGUUCGGCACCUUUGCUUUCCUCCCCGUCGUCGACGGCGACUUGAUUCAGGAGCGACCAUCCCUGCAGCUGUCGCGUGGAAAAGUCAGCGGCAAACGCAUCCUCGUUGGCAACAACGCCAACGACGGCGUCCCCCUAACCAACCCCAACGUGGUAACUCGCCCCAAAUUCAACGAGUACAUCGACAGCACCUUCCCCCGCUUCACCCAAUCCGACAUCGCCCGCCUCAACACCAUCUACCACACCGCCGACUCCCAACCCGUCGACAACGGCCCCCGCUACGACACCCUCGGCACCAGCGGCCCAACCGCCCUGAACCAAUCCGAAAUGGCCACCGGCCUCCAACAAACCGUCCUCAACAUCUUCGCCGAAACCACCUUCGACUGCCCCGCUCAAUGGCUCGCCCAAGCCUUCAGCCACGGUCACCGCCAGGCCUGGAAAUACCAGUACUCCGUGACGCCCGCCUACCACGGCGCCGACCUGUCCGCGUACUUCAGCGCCGGGGUCUCCUGGCCCGAUGUCGGCUUUCGCACGGCAUUCCAGAAAUUCUGGGGCCAGUUCAUCAUGGCCGAUAGCCCCGUCAUUUCGCUCCGGGAUGCCACGGCUAAUAUGUCGAAUGCGUCGGUUCCGAUUGGUGCGAAUGGCACGAUUGACUGGCCGCCGUAUACGCCGCGCUAUCCGUUCCAGAUGGAUUUGAAUACUACCGGCGGGUAUCUGAUUCAUGAUGUGGUGACGUCCAAUCUAUCCUACUGGCUGCGCGAGGGGGAUGGCAUUGUGAACAACUUCCGGUUGGUGAAUGCCUCGGCCUGGGAGGGUGGCCGGGGUGCUCGGUGUGACUUUUGGAGUGCUGUCUCGGCACGCGUGCCUCAGUAGGUCAUCAUCUACUGUCGGACCUUGAAUCAGGUCGACAAUGGGAGGAACUAGUUAGCGUCAUUCUUUUGUAUAUCAGUGUAUGUAUUCACACAUAAUAGAUAGAUAGAGUGUAUAUUCAUAGAUACUGUUUCAUAUAGAUGAGGGGAGAUCCAAUACAUGACUAACC
Aspergillus ibericus CBS 121593 is the source of this 2192-nucleotide messenger RNA. RefSeq names its product putative carboxylesterase. The record is from RefSeq and is a predicted model, not a curated record. Bases 251 to 2026 code for a protein of 591 amino acids. Lineage: Eukaryota; Fungi; Ascomycota; Eurotiomycetes; Eurotiales; Aspergillaceae. The transcript is spliced from 6 exons.